Molecule: messenger RNA, 2677 nt
Organism: Rhipicephalus sanguineus (brown dog tick)
Lineage: Eukaryota; Metazoa; Arthropoda; Arachnida; Ixodida; Ixodidae
Product: polyamine-transporting ATPase 13A3-like
Exons: 22
Coding region: 1-2550 (849 amino acids)
Biological process (GO): intracellular calcium ion homeostasis
Cellular component (GO): membrane
Molecular function (GO): ATP binding; P-type transmembrane transporter activity; ATP hydrolysis activity
Source: RefSeq, a predicted model, not a curated record
AUGUGGCUGAAAGGCGAGAGCGUGCCCGUGGUAAAGACGCCCCUGCUGCCAAGUAACGAGGAAUUCUCCGCCGAGCAUCAUCGACGUCACGUGCUAUUCAGGGGAACGCAGGUGCUGCAGACACGCUACUACGGCAACAACCGGGUCACCGCUCUUGUAGUGCGAACGGGCUUCUCCACAGCCAAAGGGGCACUGGUGCGCUCCAUUCUGUUCGCCCAGCCAGCUCCAUUCCGAUUCUACAGGGAUGCUAUCCUGUUUGUGCUGCUGCUGUGUGCUGUCGCCAGUCUUGGCAUGGCAUAUACUCUUUACCUCUACGUCAUAAGACAGGUGAGCUUGCGAGAGACCGUACUUCGUGCCUUGGACAUCGUUACUAUCGCUGUUCCACCUGCGCUACCAGCCGCCAUGACAGUGGCGUCGGUGUACGCACAAAAGCGGCUGAGGCGCGCCUCCAUCUACUGCGUCAGCCCGCACAGGAUCAACAUUGCGGGAAACAUCGACGUCGUCUGCUUCGACAAGGCAAGGACCCUUACAGACGGAGGACUGGACCUCUGGGGCAUCCUAAUGGCAAAGGAAAAGAGGUUCAUGGCACCCAUUGGCGAACCGUGCGAGAUUCCUGUGCGCAGCCCCUUCCUAAUUGCCAUGGCAACCUGCCAUACACUGACCUCUGUAGACGGCGAACUAGUAGGAGAUCCGCUGGACCUCGCCAUGUUUCGCUCAACUCGCUGGGUCAUGGAGGAACCAGCAACCGACGGCAAUCACUACGACGUCUUGACCCCGACCAUAAUCAAGCCUCGCUUGGACGUGGAGAAUGCCAAACAGCAGGAGGGCCUCUUCCAGCUUCCCCCUGCGGAUCCUUUUUACGAGGUGUCGCGAGCCAAGCGAAACGUCACCAGCCCCGUCAGGACAAGCGAAGGCUGCCGCAGUGGACGUGCCAGCCCUGCAUACCCAAGAUUUCCGACCGAGGUGCCACCGCACGUGACAGAGGAAGAAAUGCCGGCGGAGUACUUCGAAAUGCUUCGUGGGUACACGCUCGAAGGGUUCCGAGUCGUCGCUGUGGCCUACAGGCGCCUGGAGAAAAUGACUUGGCACCACGUGCAGAGAGUUGACAGGUUGCAAGUGGAGAAUGAUCUAACGUUCCUCGGAUUUCUCGUCAUGCAAAACAUGCUGAAGCCGGAAGCAACACCCGUGAUCGGCACACUCCAUGGCGCUCAGAUCAGAUGUCUGAUGGUCACAGGGGACCACUUGAUGACAGCGCUGAGCGUGGCGCGCGAUUGCGAAAUGGUUUGUGGGCUGAGGCGUGUCACUAUCCUGACCGCCAGCGCUGACCGCGAGUGUUCAAGCGCGACCGUGGACUUCAGUGAUCUACUAUCGGACAGAAGUGCGCAUCUUAAGGGCCCUACUACUGGCUAUGAACGGGCGGAAUCAGUGCAGUUUGCAGUGGAUGGACAUUCGUUCUCGGUGUUACGCGCGCAUUUCCCGGACGUCUACGAAAAACUUCUUGUAAAGGGAGUCGUCUUUGCUAGGAUGACACCGCAGCAAAAAGUUGAGCUCGUGCAAGACCUUCAGUCCAUUGGGUACGUGGUCGCAAUGUGCGGUGAUGGAGCCAAUGAUUGCGGCGCUCUGAAGGCGGCAGAUGUGGGCAUCUCCUUGUCAGAAGCCGAGGCCUCCAUCGCCGCUCCUUUCACCUCGAGAAUACCCAGCGUGGCAUGUGUUCCCACUCUGAUCAGGGAAGGCAGGUGUGCCCUUGCCACAUCGUUCUCCAUGUUCCAGUUCAUUUCUCUGUACAGCAUCAUUCAAUUCCUCUCCGUCAUACUCCUCUAUCACGUGCAAACAAACUUUUCUGACCCAAUGUUUCUCUACGUCGACUUAUUUGUGAUCACUUCACUCGCUGUUACAAUGAGCUACGCGGAGCCGUGCCCAGAGCUAAGUGACGCCAGGCCUUCGCGCAGUCUGCUGACUCCCGUCAUACUGUCAUCGCUUCUUCUUCAGUUGCUCCUGGUCGUUUUGAGCCAGGUUGGAUUGAUGCAGAUGCUGCAGAGCCAGUCAUGGUACGAGUACCCGUCUCAUGACCCUGAGGAAGAUGUCUACGACUACUGGGACGUCGCGGCGCUGUUCUUUCUCACCUGCUACCAGUACGUCGUUACAGCUCUUGUCUUCACCAGAGGUCCCCCGUUCCAGAGGCCAUUCUGGACGAACUACUGGUUUCUUGGAAACAUGCUCGUAAUCUUCACCGUAACGACAAUCCUGCUUUUCCAGACCUGUCCAGUGAUAACAGACUUCUUCGAGCUGGUGAAAUGGCAGCCAUAUGAAAAGGUUCGCCUGCGUCUGACGAUUCUCCUCCUGUCUUUUGUGCACUGGGCUUUGGCACAACUUUUGCAAAUAUACAUCGUCAAGAGCACCGCUAUCCAGAACCUCUACAGGCGUCUUUUUCCCGAAAGUGCACGGAAAUCUCACUACGAACGUGUGGAAGAAACAAUGGGAGAAGAAUCUGACUGGCUUCUGUCGAACGCCACUAUGGUCGUACAGAUCACCAACUUCGACAUGUUCUAGGAGUCUGGGUGCAAGCACAUUGAGAACCGUGAAGCAUUACUGCAAGUUGUUUAAUUUUUGUAGCCCCUUGGUAUUCACGAGGCACAUUGCACCGUACUUGACUCAAGAAUAAACCUACGUUUACUGC